Molecule: messenger RNA, 1977 nt
Organism: Hirsutella rhossiliensis
Lineage: Eukaryota; Fungi; Ascomycota; Sordariomycetes; Hypocreales; Ophiocordycipitaceae
Product: IBR domain-containing protein
Exons: 2
Coding region: 1-1977 (658 amino acids)
Biological process (GO): positive regulation of proteasomal ubiquitin-dependent protein catabolic process; ubiquitin-dependent protein catabolic process; protein polyubiquitination
Cellular component (GO): cytoplasm; ubiquitin ligase complex
Molecular function (GO): zinc ion binding; ubiquitin conjugating enzyme binding; ubiquitin protein ligase activity
Source: RefSeq, a predicted model, not a curated record
AUGGACGAAGCAUGCCAGCCACCCGAACUCAGCGAUGCGCUGUACAGCGCAACCGUCCUCCAGCUACCAGCCGACAAGUCCGAAGAUCACCUCGACCUCGAACUGCUGGCCAGGGCCCACGCUCUCGGCAUCCGGGCUUCUCUGUCCUCCGUCUCCCACUACAGGCGCCCCGCCUCGGUCGCCCUGUCUGAAUCUUGCGCCUCGUCCUCGCAGGAGCAGCUUUUCUCUACGGCUUCUGAUGGCUCCGCCAGCACAUAUCUCACUCCGCACUCCUCCAUCAUCGGGCCCCCUAGCCCUGAUGUGGCGACGGCCGACCAGGCCAGCUCCAGGCACCCAAAGCUCCCGAGCUUUUCUCCCUACGAAAAGUUCCUGGCGCAUCGAAACCCCGCCCCUGACUCGACCAAGUCGACGUCGGGCAAAUCGUUCACCACCGACAGCUCGGCCCAGAGCAUCUUCAGUGUCAGCACCCGAAAAGGACUGUCAGGGUUUCGGAGCCGGAUGACGUUGAGGAAAAAGUCUACCCGGUCUUUUGAGCCCAGCUUGAUCUGUUAUGGCUGCCGAACCGAGUUCCGCACAUCGGCCUCGCUGCACAUUCUCCCCUGUGGUCAUAGUAUAUGCAACGACUGUCUCAAACUCAAGAUCUCCGAGGCCUCUGGAGACGAGUCCAAAAUGCCGCCACGUUGCUGUUUGCCGGUGCCAGCUGCCGCCAUCCAAAGGCUUCUCGAGCCUGCAGCGCAAGAAACGUUUCUUCGCGCGGUUGUUCAGUUCAGCACACCGAUGGAGUCGAGAAUAUUCUGCACCGGUGCCUCGUGCGGCGAGUUUAUCCCCCGGCGGAAGCAUGUGGACCCCAAAGCUCCAUUCACCGCGACCUGCCACAAGUGUCACACCCGAGUUUGCACCAUUUGCAAACGCGACGCCCACCCGAUUGGCAAGGACUGUCCCGAGGACCUGGAGGUGGCUGCGUCUCCCGAGGUUGGUGAUAGACCGAGUCGGAAGAGAUGCUACAAGUGCCGCAGUCUCGUCGAGAACACGCGAGAUUGGAGCCACUUGACUUGCGCCUGCAAAGCCCAGUUCUGCUCUCUGUGUGGAGGGGUUUGGGACUCGACUGUUGGCUGCCCCAACAUCUGUAGCAGUGAGGAGGAGGGCGUCAGGCGACGCGACUCGGACGAUGGUGGUUCGACGACUCAGGACGUCCUUCGCGAUGCGGCGGAAGCGGAGAGGCGCUCGGCACAGCACCCCGACGUGAAGAAAUUGCAACUUUCACUACAGCAGGAGUUGCAGCGGUCCUGCGACUUCAUGGCGGAGACACGGAGCUCCAUACUCACGCGGCAUUCGCUGCAGCGUGUCAACCUGUUGAGCAAUCAGACGGAUCAAAGCUCCCAGAUCAAGGAGAAGCACGUCGCGACAGCAGCUCAGCUCGAAGAUCGCCAAAUCACCGAAGAGAUGGAACUGCGAGCCUCCCUCGAACAGAGCGAGCGCACCAUCAAGGUGCGCAUCAAGCAUAUGGAAGCAUACUGCGAGGGCUUGGGCCGGAACCCGAGCGGCCACGAGAUGCCUCCACGUGUGGUAACGGAGCAGAAUCUUCGAGACCUGGGGCACCAGUAUAACCUCCGUGACGACAUGGAGCGCCAGCAUCAGUCCAAGAUUAACAUGAUGCGAGACCGACAAGCCAACCGAAUGGAGGAGCUGCUCCAACGCCAGGCAGAAGAGCUUCAGCAGCUCACGGAAACGCAUCAGGCCGAAAAGAGGGAACUUGACGAGACUAUGGCGCGCGAUGAGGAGGCGUUGAACCGCUUAUUCGACGUGCGCAACGCUCGACUAGCGGCGCGGUGGAACCUCGCCAUCGAAGUGCUAUGCAAGGAGCUCGAAGAUAAGGACGGGGUCAGAUAUGCCCCGGUAUCCCCACCGAGCUGGCCCGACGCAGAGAAGACUCACGAAUCAAUGGUUCCCCAGGAGACCGUGGCACUCAUAUCAUAA